Suillus clintonianus is the source of this 1410-nucleotide messenger RNA. RefSeq names its product UDP-glucose/GDP-mannose dehydrogenase family, NAD binding domain-containing protein. Bases 1 to 1410 code for a protein of 469 amino acids. Gene Ontology annotation, biological process: glycosaminoglycan biosynthetic process. The transcript is spliced from 8 exons. Gene Ontology annotation, molecular function: NAD binding; UDP-glucose 6-dehydrogenase activity. Gene Ontology annotation, cellular component: nucleus; cytosol. Lineage: Eukaryota; Fungi; Basidiomycota; Agaricomycetes; Boletales; Suillaceae. The record is from RefSeq and is a predicted model, not a curated record.
AUGCCCAGAGUCAAGCAAAUCUGCUGCAUCGGUGCUGGAUACGUCGGCGGUCCAACCUGCGCAGUGAUCGCACUGAAAUGCCCUCACAUCCGGGUCACCAUCGUUGACUUGAAUCAAGCCCGCAUCGAUGCCUGGAACUCGCCAGACUUCAACCUUCCCAUAUAUGAGCCUGGUCUGGAGGAUGUCGUUCGCAAGGCUCGCGGACGCAACCUUUUCUUCAGCACCGAUGUCGAUAAGGGCAUCCAGGAUGCAGACCUCAUCUUCGUAUCUGUUAACACUCCGACCAAAAAGAGCGGUGUCGGUGCUGGUUUCGCCGCAGACUUGAACUACGUCGAGCUCGCUACUCGGCGCAUCGCAGCCACGGCCACGUCAUCAAAGAUCGUCGUCGAGAAAUCUACCGUACCUUGCAGGACCGCAGAGUCCAUGCGCACCAUCCUCGAUGCCAACAGCAAGCCCAACGCACGCUUCGACAUCCUCUCCAACCCCGAGUUCCUCGCUGAGGGAACCGCCAUCGGCGAUCUUUUUGCUCCUGAUCGCGUGCUUAUCGGUUCUUUGCAGACCCAGGAGGGUAAGGAGGCGUGCCAGGCGCUAUGUGAGGUUUAUCAGAAUUGGGUGCCCAAAGAAAGGAUUUUGACUGUCGGCUUGUGGUCUUCCGAGCUCUCGAAGCUGGCUGCGAACGCCAUGCUUGCGCAGCGCAUCAGCUCCAUCAACGCACUUUCCGCCAUCUGCGAAGCCACAGGUGCCAACAUCGCCGAAGUCGCUCACUCCAUCGGACAGGACUCGCGCAUUGGCCCGAAAUUCCUCCGUGCAUCCGUUGGUUUCGGAGGUAGUUGCUUCCAGAAGGACAUUCUCAAUCUUGUCUACCUAUCAGAGAGUCUUAAUUUAAAGGAAGUAGCUGAGUACUGGAAGCAGGUGGUAACGAUGAACGAAUACCAGAAGAGGAGGUUCAGUAAGCGGGUCGUGGAUACUCUGUUCAACACUAUCACUGGCAAGCGCAUUGCUGUUCUUGGCUUUGCCUUCAAGGCUGACACAGGCGACACCCGGGAGUCAGCUGCCAUCACGCUUAUCCGCGACUUCCAGCAGGAAAGGGCCCUUGUCAACAUCUACGACCCCCAAGUAGAGGCGAACCAGAUAUGGGCAGAUCUCAACGAGGCUAGCCCUGACGUGCCACUUGCGACGAUCCAACGCCAAGUGUUCAUCUGCUCUUCUGCAUUGGAAGCCUGCAAGAAUGCGGAAGCUGUCAUCAUCGCCACCGAGUGGGCCGAAUUCAAGACGAUCGACUGGCAAGCUGUGUACGCGGGCAUGAACAAGCCUGCGUUUGUCUUUGAUGGGCGGUUGCUCGUGGAUGCAGAAAAGCUCAGGUCAAUCGGCUUCCAGGUGACUGUCAUCGGCCGUGGCGAACGCCUUUAG